AUGUCCUCCACCGGCCAUUCAUACCACUCUGCCAAGCACGAGCUUGGCCACCUCUGCUCCCACCAUGUUGACCUUGGCCUCAGCCUGGCCGGCUUUGAGUGCGGCUGUCUCGAGCGGGCUCUGUGUGGCUACAAGUGCAUCCACGGUGCUUGGCACACCAGCGCCAAGCUCCCCAUCACGUUGCCCCUCCUUCGCCGCCUUGCCGCUGCCGUCGAUACCUUCAGCGACCUCUCUGCAUGCAAUCAUGCUGUGUUCAAGGCAGCGUUCACCCUCUCCUUUGCCUGUUUCCUGUGCUUGGGCGAGGUUGUCUGGGACUGGCACACCAACCCAGCUGUCGUCCUUCGCAUUGGCAGUGUUGAAUUGGCUGCUGACCAUGCCAUCAUCACCUUGCCAGUGUCCAAGACAGACCCCUUCCGCCUCGGCAUCAAGGUCGUCGCCCCUCUUGUCGGCAGCCCAGAAUGCCCAAUCGCCCACCUUUGCCACCUACUCUCUGGUCGUCCCUCUUCUGCCCCCCUCUUUGGCCUCGGCCCGUCUGGGGCAGACCCCCUCCCGCGCUCGUCGUUCAUUGCUGUCCUUCGGCGUGCCAUCGCCUUCACCGGCCAUUCCUUUCGACGCGGUGCCGCCACGUGGGUGGCCCACCUUGGUGCCAGCCCCGAGACCAUCCAGUGCCUCGGCUGUUGGAAUUCUGACUGUUUCCAGUGCUAUGUUGACCACUCUGCCAGCGAACGCUGUGACCUCUCCAUUGCCGCCCUCUUCAGUGUUCGUGACAGCCCCCUCGUCCCUGACAGCGCCUCGUGGCAAGACAUGGGGGCCACCUAG
This is a messenger RNA of Ustilago hordei, 819 nucleotides long. RefSeq lists its product as uncharacterized. Gene Ontology annotation, biological process: DNA recombination; DNA integration. Gene Ontology annotation, molecular function: DNA binding. The coding region runs from base 1 to 819 and encodes 272 amino acids. The transcript has a single exon. NCBI's taxonomy places the organism in Eukaryota, Fungi, Basidiomycota, Ustilaginomycetes, Ustilaginales, Ustilaginaceae. The record is from RefSeq and is a predicted model, not a curated record.